Ipomoea nil (Japanese morning glory) is the source of this 505-nucleotide messenger RNA. Its product is annotated as heavy metal-associated isoprenylated plant protein 13-like. The transcript has 3 exons. The record is from RefSeq and is a predicted model, not a curated record. NCBI's taxonomy places the organism in Eukaryota, Viridiplantae, Streptophyta, Magnoliopsida, Solanales, Convolvulaceae. The coding region runs from base 71 to 463 and encodes 130 amino acids.
UAUCCCCUUUGCACAACUCUACUCUCAUUACUUGCAUAAAUCUCUUUUCUCUCAGCUUCUCUUCCCAGCAAUGAAGAAAGUUGUGGUGCAGUUGGAAUUUGAAGGUGGCCAAAUCAAGAAAAAGGCCAUGGGAAAGGUGUCAAAGAUAAAAGGGGUGAAAUCUAUUGCGAUUGGGAGGGACAAGAAAAUGACAGUGAUAGGGGACAUGGAUCCGGUGUUUGUGGAUAAGAAAUUGAAGACGAUAUGUUCCUCAAAACUAGUGCAUCUUGGACCAGCAGAAGCUGAUGAUGAGGUGACGACCAACAAUGGCGGCCAGGGGGAGAACGGAGUUCAACAAGCGCCGGCGCCGGCGCCGGCGGCAGUGACGACUGUAAUACCGCCGCCACAACCUCAUAACCCCUACUUUAAUUAUUAUCAGAAUCUCUACUAUCCACCCAGUGCACCCCCUUGGCCAUUUUACUAGUCACACAUUUCUCAACUUCAAAUGCCAUCAUCCUAUUCAUCA